GUAGUGGCGGGCGGCUGGAGACGGCGCCAGGGACCUGGAGGCCCCGGAGCGCGGGGCUCGGCGCGCGGCAGGGACCCUCGCAGCGUCUCGGGAUGACAGCAUUGUGCUAGCGGCGGCCCAGGCAGAAAAUGGCAAAGGAAAGGUGCCUGAAAAAAUCUUUCCAAGAUAGUCUUGAAGACAUAAAGAAGCGAAUGAAAGAGAAAAGGAGUAAAAAUUUGUCUGAGAUUGGCAAACGCAAGUCUUUUACAGUUGCACCAUGCCAGAUAAUCAGCAAUACUUCUACACUGCUGAAAAAUUACCAAGAUAACAAUAGAAUGUUAGUUUUAGCUUUGGCAAAUGAAAAAUCCAAAGUGAAAGAAGCCCAAGAUACCAUCUUCCAGCUGAGAAAACAAUGUUACUACCUUACAUGUCAGCUAUAUGCAUUGAAAGAAAAACUUGCUUCACAACAAACCAAAGAAUCGGCUCAGAACCAGGAAAUAUUUCCCUCUGGAAUGGACUCCAUUGGUGAUGACAACUCCAGGGAUUUAUUUAUGAUGGAUUUACCGCAAGUGGCUCUUCAAGAAACUGACCUUCCAGGACAAGAAGAAUCUUUUCGCAUUGGAGAGCAAAUGCCUGUGAUUCCUCAAGACACACUGGGAAUUGACUUUAAUUCAGAUGAAACUAAGUCCAGUUUUAAUAUCUUACCUAGAACUGUAUCUCUCCGUCGCCAUUUAAAAAGCCAUUUUAACAGUCCAAGUCAGCUUGAUACCUUGGAUGAUUUUGAAGCUAGUCAUUUGGCAGAGCAGACUUUUGAAAUGGAAAGAAUUAGCUAUGUAGACCAGUUAGUAAACAUACACAUGCCUGAACAUGUGAAACAAAAUGUGUGUCAGUGGAACAAGGACCAAAUUAAUGUAUCACCAAAGAUGAUUCACCCAGGAAAGUUCACUAAACUAAAAGAAGUCAUUUUGGAACCCAAAUCUGAACAAACUGAAAGUAAGCAUAAACAUACACAACAGAAAAAAAGAGAAGAAAAGCGAAAAGCUAACAGAAGGAGAAAAUCAAAACCCUUGUCAAAGUAUAAAGGAUACAAGCUUACAAAUAAAAAAACUGUUUCCAAAAAAGAAUUGAAUGAAUCUGUCAGUUCUAGUGAUGCUUACAAUUUCAAUUUGGAAGAAGGAAUUCAUCUAACUCCUUUCCGACAAAAAAUGAACAAUGAUUCUAAUAAAGAAGAAAAUAGCAAUAAGACUGAAGUGAGUGACUGUGAGUCAAGUGGUUCUGGGGAUGACUCUGAUGACCUCUAUUUGCCCCCUUGCAAAUCCACUCAAAAUCUCUCCGACAAAUCAGAUAGACCAGUCACGAGACCUCGAUCUAAAAGAACAUUAAAAUAUACUGAUGAAAAAGAUACAGGGGGUUCUGUGGAUGAAAAAGACACUGAGGGUUCUAUGCCAAUGAGAACUCCUGCCAGUACCACACCAUCUGGAACUCACCAGUCACCUCAUUUUAGCCUGAAGGAUAUCACCAAUGUCCUCUUGAAUCCUGAAGUGAGAAUCAGAAGACUUUCUCUUUCUCCAGAAGCAAAUACAGAAAGCAUGGCAGUGUCUCUGCCUAAGCGCAGGUGCACAACCAGCGUGAACUAUAAGGAGCCCACACUUGCUUCGAAACUGAGAAGAGGGGACCCUUUUACAGACUUGUGUUUCUUAAAUUCUCCUAUUUUCAAGCAGAAAAAAGAUUUGAGACAUUCUAAAAAGAAAAGUAUGAGGAAAACACAGUGAAAUUUGGGUUGGUUGCUGCUUGAAUUCAUCCCUCACCCCUUUCCAUUGCUCCAAGACAGAGUUUGUCAGCACUCAAGCAGGAAAAACUCUUGCCUUGGAAUAUGCUCUUAACAGGACUUCAGCUCAUACACAUUUUUCAAAGAUGUGUUUCGAAUGUGAUGUUUUAUCAUAGCCUUAAUAAAUUUGAUUUAUUUUUCCUUUUGCCUAUAAACUGAACUUGAGCACUAAAAUUGUUUAGAUUUCUUAUGCUGCCUAACACUUUGAUUUUAUUAAAAGCAUAUACUACAUUUUUUGAAAUUAAUUAUUAUUCAAAUUAAGUUUUAAUUUUAAGUUUCUGGCAUCUUUGUUUUUCCCAUAAGUGGAGGGAUACUAGAGUAGAUUUUUUUUUAAGACAGGAUGAAGAUCUUUUGAAAAUCCCUGUAUAGUUUUGAGAAAGUAAGUCUUGACAUUCACAGUAAGUAUAUUCUGAGUUGUUUGUGGAUCCCUUAUACCACUGUUGAAUUUAAUGUUUCAGAAUCAUGAUUAGAGGAUUGAUGGUUGUUUAAUCUGAGAGACUAGUUAAGUGACUAGUUCUGACUCCCAAGUUCUGGGUGUAUAUUAUUCAAAGUGAUGCCUCAACAGAACCAUAAAUAAUUAUUCCAGGAUAGCUCCUUAUUUAGUUAAAAAUCUCAAGUGUUAUAUGUGUGAAUCCGAAGGGCUUUUCUGUAAUUUUGACUAGCCAAUGUAAGGGAAGAUUAAUUCAGAAAGUUUGUACAUACCUCUUUAAACUUCUAAAUCAAUGUAAGUAUCCAAUUUUUAAAGAGCAAUAAAGUUUGUGUAAAAUAGUACAUAUGUAUUCCUGUAGCUCUUUAAAUAUCAAAAGAAUAUCUAUCUAGUUGUCUUAGUUUCUAGUCUUUGCUAUUCUCAUCGUUGUACACUUCCUCUCCUUUCCCCUUCUGUGUUCUCUGUAGUCGUUGCCAAGAAACUCAACUUCCCCUCCAUACUCUCAACCCUACUUUUCCUUCUUAUAACUUUUCAUUGUGCAAUCACCAGGUCUGUAAUCAAGAAACUGUAAUUUUACUAGGUGGAUUUUCUAAUCUUGAUUUCAAAUUUUCUUGACUACGUUUCCAUCUCUGUGAGUUCCAUGUCAGUCACACCUAGAAUCCUUUCUCAUCACCCAAAUUUGUUAUCCCCUGUGGUAUCUGGGGCAAAUACAGCCUGAUUUUGGAUGUUUUUAAAUGGUUGAAAAAAAUCAAGAACUUGAGAUCAAUGUUGGUGGUAUGAAACACUGACUUUCAACCCCAGUGAAUUGCUUAUAUAACAUCUUUGGUCUUGCCUCUUAGCCUAAGAAACCUGAAAUACUCACUUUGUUUCCCUACCCCAAAAUUUGGCAACUGCCACUCUAAACCGUUGACUGACUUCACUUUCGCUUUGUAAAUCAUGUUCUUCUGACACUUUCUCUUACUUUCAUCUUUCCCUGCAUCCCUAGCAUCAUCCAUUAUCCUACAAUCUACGUUAAAGUUUCUGUACUUUGAAUGUUUCUAUAUUCUUGCUAUAGUGUGUAAUCGUAGUCUGUUGUUUUGUAUUUUAACAUUGUGUAUGAAUGUUACAUUGUACAUCUCCUUUUACAGCUAACUUUGAGAUUUAUCCAUGUUGGCAGAAAUGGAUUAUUUUCAUAAUUGUACAGUAUUUUGGUAUGUAAAUAAA
This is a messenger RNA of Lepus europaeus (European hare), 3437 nucleotides long. It is a transcript of the gene SGO1, whose product is annotated as shugoshin 1. Gene Ontology annotation, biological process: meiotic chromosome segregation. The coding region runs from base 129 to 1751 and encodes 540 amino acids. Gene Ontology annotation, cellular component: chromosome, centromeric region; nucleus. The transcript is spliced from 8 exons. The record is from RefSeq and is a predicted model, not a curated record. NCBI's taxonomy places the organism in Eukaryota, Metazoa, Chordata, Mammalia, Lagomorpha, Leporidae.